UGUUGUUGUUUGCGGAAGCUAUGGCGGAAGCUAGCAAAUUCAAGUCAUGUGACGAAUCGAGCGACGAAAGGUCUGAAAUGGACACAUUAGCGAGGACCCGCAACAAAACGAUGGAAGAAAUCAAAGAUUCCCCAGACUAUAACUGGUUCAGAAGCACAGUUCCCCUGAAAAGAAUUAUUGUUGAUGAUGAUGACAGCAAAGUGUGGUCCUUAUAUGAUGCAGGCCCAAAGAGCAUCAGGUGCCCCAUCAUCUUCCUUCCGCCCGUCAGUGGAACUGCAGAAGUGUUCUUCCAACAGAUGUUGGCUUUGACAGGCUGGGGCUACAGAGUAAUAUCUCUUCAGUAUCCAGUGUACUGGGAUCUCAUGGAGUUCUGUGAUGGAUUUCGGAGGCUUCUUGAUCACUUGCAGUUAGAUAAAGUUCAUCUUUUUGGGGCAUCCUUGGGUGGAUUCCUGGCCCAGAAGUUUGCGGAGUUCACAUGCAAAUCCCCCAGAGUUCACUCUUUGAUACUGUGUAAUUCAUUCAGUGAUACCUCCAUCUUUAACCAGUCAUGGACGGCGAACAGUUUUUGGUUGAUGCCAGCUUUCAUGUUGAAGAAGAUUGUUCUAGGGAACUUUGCUAAAGGACCUGUUGACCCAGAAAUGGCUGGUGCAAUUGACUUCAUGGUUGAUAGGCUGGAGAGCCUAAGCCAGAGAGAGCUAGCUUCCAGGUUAACACUAAACUGUCAGAACUCCUAUGUGGAGCCACACAAAAUAAAGGACGUUGCUGUGACUCUUAUAGAUGUUUUUGAUCAGAGUGCACUCUCGUUAGAAGCAAAAGAAGAGAUGUAUAAACUGUUUCCAAAUGCCAAACGAGCUCAUCUGAAAACUGGUGGAAACUUCCCUUACCUUUCCCGAAGUGCCGAUGUAAACCUCUACACACAGAUUCAUUUGCGUCAGUUCCAUGGAACACGGUAUGCUGCCAUUGACCCGGCUAUGGUGAGUGCUGAGGAGCUGGAGGUCCAGGAGUGUCACCUUAAAACAUGCCAAGAAUCUGACGAGGAACAAUGACAAGCAUUUUAUAGCUCUGCAAAAUUUACACUGUAACUUUCUGAUUAAAUUGACAUUAAUAAGAUAUUGUUUAUUUUGUCUGUGUGGAACUUUUAGUCAUCCAGAGCAUGGUAAUCUGCAAAGGUUGAUUAAAGACCACUGGACUCCUCUUGGUUGAUAUUUCACGUUGUA
Phycodurus eques (leafy seadragon) is the source of this 1217-nucleotide messenger RNA. It is a transcript of the gene spg21, whose product is annotated as SPG21 abhydrolase domain containing, maspardin. Bases 21 to 1046 code for a protein of 341 amino acids. The record is from RefSeq and is a predicted model, not a curated record. Gene Ontology annotation, cellular component: cytosol; trans-Golgi network transport vesicle. Lineage: Eukaryota; Metazoa; Chordata; Actinopteri; Syngnathiformes; Syngnathidae. Gene Ontology annotation, molecular function: CD4 receptor binding. The transcript is spliced from 9 exons.